ACAGAACUGACACUUACUAGCAGUUUCCACUCACUACCAGGAAGCUGACUUACCGUAUACGACCUCUCCCCUUCACGCUACUGCAGGGUGGGAGAUGCAACAAUGGUCUUGAGAACAGCAGGAAGUGUGUUGGUGGUCUUUCUCUGGUCUGUAGCAGUGGUACUCGGGCAGUAUGGAUGGAGUGUGACCUACACCAAGAAUAGUAUCUGUGCCUUGAAGGGGUCAACAGUGGAGCUGUCCUGUUCUUACACAUAUCCCAGAGGUCAUAGAGUCAGAACAAUUGGAUGGUCUUAUUGGAAUAGUGAUGCGGGUCGAUUUGUUGAAAUCCAAUCUAAUAAUGAGGGUCGUGUGGAGUACCGUCAGACAACAGAGAAGGACUCUACCCUGAGAAUCACAGACCUGAGACAGAGUGACAAAGAUACAUAUUACUUCAGAUAUAAAACAGACAAGUCCGAUUGGAAAACUGCCCAACGUGGAGUCACUCUCUCUGUCACUGAACUGCAGGUGGAGGUGACAGGACAAUGGAAUGUGAAAACACUGACCUGUAGAACCAGCUGCAGCCUGCCUGGUAAUCCCACCUACGUCUGGUACAAGAACAGACAAUAUCUAGAUGAGAGGACUUCCUCUAUAUACUCUAUAUAUGUCUACAUUGAGAAUGCAGACAGCUACUCCUGUGCUGUAAAAGGCCAUGAGGAUCUCCACUCUCCUGCAGUCUGUGUUCAUAAUUCAAACUGCUGGAGUGUGACUUACACCAAGAGGAGAAUCUGUGUCUUGAAGGGCUCCACAGUGGAAAUAUCCUGCUCUUACACUCAUCCCACUAGUUAUAUAGAACAAGGUUCAUUCUGGUUUACACAGAAAGACCCUGUAGAUGUCAGUUCAUAUCCAGAGUCUGCAGGUCGUGUGCAGUACAAUAGGAACACAGAGAACCACCACACCAUGACAAUAACACACCUGACAGAGAAGGACUCGGCUGAAUACAUAUUCAGAUUAAUAACAUACAAGGGGAGAUUUUCUGGCCUUCCUGGUGUGAUGUUGACUGUCACAGAUAUCCUGUUGGAGAUGGAUCCUACGUCUGUGUCAGAGGGGGAGAGAGUCACGCUGAGAUGUAGAACCCAAUGUGCAGUCGCUCUGAACCCCACCUGCAUCUGGUACAAGAACGGACAACGUCUGACCAACCCAGUCACCAGUUAUAACAGCCUGAUCCUAGACCCAGUCACCAGUUAUAACAGCCUAAUCCUAGAACCAAUCAGCAGUGAGGAUGCAGGGAACUACUCCUGUGCUGUAGAAGGUUUUGAGAGAAUCCUCUCUCCAGAAGAGACUCUCACUGUCAGAUAUGGCCCAAAGACCACCUCAGUGUCAGUCAGUCCCUCUGGUGAAAUAGUGGAGGGCAGUUCAGUGACUCUGACCUGCAACAGUGAUGCCAACCCACCUGUGGACAAAUACACCUGGUACAAGAAGAAUGGAGGUCACAAUCAGAGUAUCUCCAAUCAGAACACAGGACCACAUCAUACCUUCAACCAAGUCAAGUCAUCUGAUACUGGGGAGUACUACUGCGAGGCCCAGAAUGAGUUGGGGACAGACAGGCCUGAGUCUAUCAACAUGGAUGUGAAAUACGGCCCAAAGAACACCUCAGUGUCAGUCAGUCCCUCUGGUGAAAUAGUGGAGGGCAGUUCAGUGACUCUGACCUGCAGCAGUGAUGCCAACCCACCUGUGGACAAAUACACCUGGUACAAGACGAACAUAGCCUCAGCAAAAGCAUCAGGACAGAGUUACAGCAUCACUAACAUCAUCUCUGAGGACAGAGGAGAAUAUUACUGUGAGGCCCAGAAUAGAAGAGGAUCUAUGAACUCUACAGCUCAGAUGAUCAUUGUAGCAGUGAAACAAACCUCAGUUCUGACUGCAGCUGUAGGGAUCACAGUGGUUGUUCUGGUUCUCAUCCUCUGUCUCUCUGGACUCAUGUGGUUCAGGAAGAAGGCCUCCAAACCCACCUCCAACACAGGAGACACAUCAGAAAAUGAACAGGGAGACUCUAGUCCAGUGUAUGAUAACAUCUCAGGCAUGGCCAUGACCUCUACUGCAGCACAGACAGUGGCCACAGAUGACCAGGAUGACGUUCACUACGCCAGCGUCCACUUCCAGGAAGUCCUUCUGUACUCGACCAUCCAACCGUCUCAAGCCCAGGAACAGGACGAGGAUAUCCAGUACGCUACUCUGAAAUUAAACCUCCUGAGUGAUGCCACCUGCCCCACAGCAGCAGACCCUGGUGCUGCUGAGGAGGACUACUUUGUUCUCUACAGCACAGUCAACAAAUCCAGAACCAAGAAGACCUGAGCAUUACAAUACCAGAACCAAGUAGACCUGAACACAAGAAACCCAGAACAAAGUGGACCUGAACACAACAAACCCAGUACAAAGUGGACCUGAACACAACAAACCCAGUACAAAGUGGACCUGAACACAACAAACCCAGUACAAAGUGGACCUGAACACAACAAACCCAGUACAAAGUGGACCUGAACACAACAAACCCAGUACAAAGUGGACCUGAACACAACAAACCCAGUACAAAGUGGACCUGAACACAACAAACCCAGAACCAAGAAGACCUGAACAGAAGAAGUUUGACAAUAACCUUGUGUAUCUGGACCUGUAUAUCUAAACUAAGUGAUAUAAUGGCUAUGGAGGUGUGGAAUAUUGACCCUGAAUGCUGAAUAUUGAAUGAAUAUUGAGCCCUGAAUGCUGAUUGGCUGAAAGGUGUGGUAUAACAUGGGUAUGACAGAAAAUUACUAUUUACUGGUCUAAUUACGUUGGUCACCAGUUUAUAGAAGCAAUAAAGUAUUUUUCUCUUCUGAAAUGCUGGUUCAGCCAAUCAGCAUCGAAAAAACAAAUUUCCCAGUUUAUAAUAGUAUAUAAUAAUAUACGCCAUCUACCAGACACAUUUAUCCAAAUUCAUUCACUCAGUCAUUACAGUCAUUACAGUCAUGUUUGACUACAUUUUUCAUAUGGAGGUCCCAGCAGAGAUCCCAUAUGGAGGUCCCAUAUGGAGGUCCCAUAUGGAGGUCCCAGCAGAGGUCCCAUAUGGAGAUCCCAGCAGAGAUCCCAUAUGGAGGUCCCAUAUGGAGGUCCCAUAUGGAGGUCCCAGCAGAGAUCCCAUAUGGAGGUCCCAUAUGGAGGUCCCAUAUGGAGGUCCCAGCAGAGGUCCCAUAUGGAGGUCCCAGCAGAGGUCCCAUAUGGAGGUCCCAGCAGAGGUCCCAUAUGGAGGUCCCAGCAGAGGUCCCAUAUGGAGGUCCCAGCAGGAAUGGAACCCAGGAGCCAUGCUGUAUAAACUGAGCCACACAGGACGACUCUAUUCAACCAAACAAAACAAUCACCAGACGUGUGAGAUAUGAAGUCUAACAACAAUAGAUAUUCUGUUUCUAUUAUCUGUAUUACUUCAUAUGGUACUAUUAGAUGAUACGCAAAGUAUACGUUUGCUUAAUUUUUUUUAGAUAUAUAUACUUUUUUAAAGACAAAGUUCUGGCACAUUUUUGCCUCAAUGUCCAGGAAAGAGUUCUGCUUGAUGCAACUUUUCCAAUUGCUUUUAUCCAAUGUUUUUUUGCUGUUGUAAACUACUGUGUGAGGUGUGACAUUUUGAAAAGCUUUCAAAAUCACGCCUCUUGUGCUACACAGUAUAUGCUGUACAGUAACUGCAAAUACGACAUUUACAGUACAUUGGUUUGUAUGGCAAUAGUGUUUUUUUCAUCUUCAUCAUCAUCAUCAUCAUGUCUGUAAAAAAAUAUACACAGACACUUUCAGAAGGAGCAAUGUCCAGCACCUAGACACACAACAAGUUACAUAAAAUAUUAUUCAUUGUCAUUUUUAAAACGCACAGACACAAUAUAACAUAACAUGGAUGUUUGGAGUGUGGAGUGUAAUUCAGUCAGAGAGGGUAUUCCAUUCCAGAACACAGAGAUGGAACAUUCUGGAAUGUUCUAUGAUUGAUAAUAAUACAUCUCACAGUUAACACACUCAGACCAGGCAUUGAGAGUAAAGCUUGUGUUAAAGCCUUUAUAACAGUCCACCAUUUUGUCCAACUAGUAGUUAGAGAAUAUAAUGCAUCAUUGUUUAGUGAGAGUAAAAUACAUAAUUGUUUAGUGAGAAUAUAAUACAACAUUGUUUAGUGAGAAUGUGAUGUCAUAUAGAAGGAGUGUUAUGGCCUCCAACAUGGCGUGGCUCUUAACUCCCUAACUGUUGUCUGACCUUCCCAGGUAGGUGUCUCUCUUUGGGGACAGAGAGGGCCUAGGGGUGGAUGGGAAAGUGGAUAUCCCAUGGAGAAGUACCUUUUAUCCCCCUGACAGCCUCACUGAGUCUGUUUUUUUUUAUAGAGCUAGGGGGACCGGGCAGUGGGGGUCAAUAUGGGCGUCCCUUCUGUUAGGCCACACCCACAGGAAGUGUCACUAAAUGACAUUGUCGAACAGAUGCAUGGACUGCAUGAUGUUCUCAUCCUGGACGGGAGGCAGGAAGGGACAAAAAGCACAAAGGAUAAGAAGCAGAAGUUAGAAGAAAACAUAGAAGUUUUAAACAGUAGAAUAGCAGAAGCAGGUUCUUAAAGUAACUGCCAAUGAAAUUCUCACUUUUAAAAGUUCAUAUUCUGUUAUCUCAUACCCAAAUAAAGCUGUUGACUUGUCCUAUACUCA
This is a messenger RNA of Oncorhynchus gorbuscha (pink salmon), 4676 nucleotides long. Its product is annotated as B-cell receptor CD22-like. Gene Ontology annotation, biological process: cell-cell adhesion. The record is from RefSeq and is a predicted model, not a curated record. The coding region runs from base 103 to 2331 and encodes 742 amino acids. Lineage: Eukaryota; Metazoa; Chordata; Actinopteri; Salmoniformes; Salmonidae. The transcript is spliced from 13 exons. Gene Ontology annotation, cellular component: membrane.